Molecule: messenger RNA, 1776 nt
Organism: Didymodactylos carnosus
Lineage: Eukaryota; Metazoa; Rotifera; Eurotatoria; Philodinida; Philodinidae
Source: the annotation of a GenBank genome assembly
AUGACUAAAGAAGAAAUAAAAACUUUAAACGAAAUCAAGUCUAAUGAAAACAUUGUUGUCGUUCAAGCAGAUAAAGGAGGCAAGAUUGUGAUAUUAGAUAAAGAUGAAUAUAUUAAGAAAAUUGAAGAGAAAUUACUUGAUGAGAACAUCUAUGAACAAAUAACUAAAGAUCCAACAGAACACAUAAAAGAGAAAAUUAAAACAGAAGCAGAUAAAUUGUUAGCACUUAAUAAAAUCAAUCAAGCGAAACACUUCGAAUUAACUGGCAUCGACGAUCUUCCAAGAAUUAGAGGUCAACCGAAGUUACAUAAAGUAAAUAAUCCGAUGAGAAUCGUUACGUGCUCAAAAGACACUAUCACUUCACCUGUAUCCCGUUUUGUAUUCAAAAUGAUUAAGGAUUUAAGAUCCACUAUUGACGGAGUGGUGUGCAAUACUAUGAAAUUCGUUGAAGAAAUUUCUGAUCUUCCCAUUAAAAAAGAAGAACAUCUUGCCAGCUUAGAUAUACAAGAUUUAUUUACUAAUAUUCCAGUGACUAGAGCAGUAGAUAUUGUGGUCCAGAAACUGGUUGAAUCGAACAAAUUGAUCAAUUCUGAUUUAACUAAAACAGAUAUAAAAAGACUACUUCUCGUUUCUUUGAAUAAUAGCUAUUUCCAGUUCAACGGAAAAUUUUAUCGUCAAAAGAAGGGACUUCCGAUGGGUAAUUCAUUGUCACCGUUAUUAGCUGAUCUAUACAUGGAUAACUAUUUGAAAGAACAUUUAAAAGAAGUAAACAUUCCUAACAAGAUUUGGCGGUACGUCGAUGAUAUCCUGAUAUUAACAGAGAAAAAUGAACAACAGCUAAACAAUUAUGUGGAAAAAUUAAAUAAAAUUCGUGGAAGUAUUCGUUUCACUUAUGAAUUUGAACAAAAUGACAAAAUCUCGUUUUUAGAUACAACGUUAUCCCGACGUAACGAAGGUGAUCAAAUGAAAAUUAAAGUUAGAUGGUUUCGUAAGACAACAGCUGCAGACAGACUACUAAACUAUAAGUCAAGUCAUUCAAAAUCGAUCAAAAACAACAUUGUGAAGAAUAUGGCAACUCGAAUCCUAAAAACAACGAAAGAAGCAGGAGAACAGAAGGAAGACUUACAAAAGCUGAAACAAAUGCUACUGAAUUCUAACUAUCCGUUGAAAGAAAUUGAUAAACUAAUUAAACAAUCAUGUGAAUCAAACAAUAGGCAUCGAACUAGCAACAAAAAAGAUGAAGAAACAAAAUAUAGUGUCAGUCUACCGUAUGUUCCAGGAAUGGAAGUGCUGAAAAGAAAAUUGGAAAAACUGAAAAUUAAAUUGUAUUUUUCGUACCCUAACAAAAUUCAAUCACACUUUAAUCGUACUUUGAAAGAACCAUCGAAGUCAGUUAUUUAUCAAAUACAAUGUAGUUGUGAUCCUCCCCAAAUAUAUAACGGUGAAACAAAAGUUGGAAUUGAUAAUAGAAUGAAACAGCAUUUUCGCUUGAUAAACAACGAUGAGGAAAAAUCGGAAAUGGUGCAACAUCAACAACAAAAUAGAUAUCAAUGCCUAUUUGAUACAGACAAUGCCUUUAUCGUUGAACAAGAGAAAAACUGGCGUAAACGUAGACUAAAAGAAGCAAUUUAUUCGAAAGUGAAUAAAUCAGUCAAUGAACACGAUGAUAUUAGCAGUGAUUGGAACCCUAUUCUUUACAAGGCAGAACAAGAAAUUAAAAGAAAGAUCCAAUCAAGUCGAGAAACAUUUGAGAAAUAUAAAAGAACUAAGACUUAG